AUGAUGGUCAAGACUGAAGAUGAAGCCAAGGUCUUCAACAAUGAGCGCGAGCCAUACAAGUGCACAUACUGUGGGAAGGUGGGACACACCGUCGAUCGCUGUUGGUCCAAGCAGAAGAAUGAAAGUCAAGGAGCCCGACGCGGAGGCAAUGGCCGUAGACACGGGGCGAACAAUGUCCAGUGGGGACAAUAUCGUGAUGAAGACAGCGACUACGAUCAAGUAGCGUUUGCAGUUUCGCUAGAGUGUGGACUCUCAGCGAAGAAGGACGUGUCCGGAAUGUGGGCCGUCGACAGUGGUGCAACACACCACAUAUGCCACGACAAGACCAAGUUUGCAAUACUGAACAAGCGCAACGACGGUGAAAUCUCGGUGGCGGAUGGCAACAAAGUGGCCGUCAAGGGUAUUUGGAACUAUCUUUGA
Peronospora matthiolae is the source of this 420-nucleotide messenger RNA. NCBI's taxonomy places the organism in Eukaryota, Oomycota, Peronosporomycetes, Peronosporales, Peronosporaceae. The record is from the annotation of a GenBank genome assembly.